This is a messenger RNA of Dryobates pubescens (Downy woodpecker), 1925 nucleotides long. Its product is annotated as secreted frizzled-related protein 5-like. The coding region runs from base 598 to 1539 and encodes 313 amino acids. The transcript is spliced from 4 exons. Gene Ontology annotation, molecular function: Wnt-protein binding. The record is from RefSeq and is a predicted model, not a curated record. NCBI's taxonomy places the organism in Eukaryota, Metazoa, Chordata, Aves, Piciformes, Picidae. Gene Ontology annotation, biological process: canonical Wnt signaling pathway; non-canonical Wnt signaling pathway; negative regulation of canonical Wnt signaling pathway.
CCUGCCAGCUCAGCGCUGCCAAUCCGGUCUGCAAACAACCUGGCUCCACAGCUGCAAAUUAGUUCCUCUCUAUCCUUAGCUCUCUGAAACAGUUAACUUCUGGCUGUGAGACCAUCCUAUCUCCCUGCCUGCUCAACAAUGGAUCCAGCUAAACAAAUGCCCUCCUAAUUGACUUUGAGCAACACUUGAUUGCUUUUACAAAAAACAAAAGGGAGAAAAACAUUGGGGUUUAUGAAAUAAUGACUAAUCCUGGAGCAAGAGAAAGGGGAUGCGUUGGAGCACUGGUGUCAAACAGAGAUUCAAUCUUGGCUUAAAGAGCCCCAAGACACACGGGCCAAGUCAUUCAUCCCUCCCCAACUGCCCUCAUUUCCACACCUGCUGAUCUAAGCCAAACCCCUGCUAAAAUCCAAACAAUCAGGGCCACUGGCAAACAAAAAUUGGAGCAUUGUCUUCCCCAUGAGGGCUCUGAAAAGGCCGCACUUAAUGAGGAUGGAUUGACAGAGAGGUGGCUCCAAGGCUAUAAAAGGCAUCCCACAGUUGGGAGCAGCUCAGUCCGGGGUGCGCUGCCUGUUCGUUUGCUCCCAGCUAGCUCUGAGCAUGGUCAGGACCCACCGCAGGCACCCCUCGAGGUCGGCUGGCCCAUGGCUGCUGGGUGUCCCAUGGCUGCUGGGUGUCCUGGCACGCCUGCUGCUCUGGGGCUCUCCAGGAGCCUGGGCGAGCUACCUGAGAAGAUCCUCCAGCUGCACACCCAUUCCACACCACAUGGCCUUGUGCUAUGAUAUCGGCUACUCUGAGAUGAGGAUUCCCAACCUGCUGGAGCAUGAGACCAUGCCAGAAGUGAUCCAGCAGUCUUCCAGCUGGCUGCCUUUGCUCGCCAGGGAGUGCCACCCAGAUGCAAGGAUUUUCCUCUGCUCCCUCUUUGCACCGAUCUGCUUGGACAGGCUCAUCUACCCCUGCCGCAGCCUGUGUGAAGCUGUCAAGAGAAGCUGUGCUCCAGUCAUGGCUUGUUAUGGCUACCCCUGGCCUGAAAUCCUGAACUGCAACAAGUUUCCUGCGGAUCAUGAACUGUGCAUCGCAGCAGUCUCCACGGACGAAAACUCCUCGAGCAGGAGAACAGUGCCCCGAGCCAGCUGCAAGGACUGUGAGCUUGAGGAGGCCAGUACUGCCAGGGAGAUCCUGGAAAACCUCUGCACCAAUGACUUUGCAGUGAAAAUCCGAAUCCUGAGGAAAAAUACAACCACCACCAUCUCAGACUUCGACCUGGACCCUGGCAGGGUGGAAGUCCUCAAGCACGGCCCACUUCUUAGAACUGAAAUCCCUGCCAGGCUCCAGCAGUGGCUGGACAUAGAUGCCACCUGUGUACACAACAUCAUGAGAGGCACUCACACGGGGGUCUUUGUUGUAAGUGGUGAAGUGCAGAGCGACAAAGUGGUGGUGAACAAGGCCUAUGCCUGGCAGAAGAAGAACAGGAACCUGCACCAGGCAGUGCGCAGGUGGAAACAUCACCGCUGCCCCGAACAGGCUGGCCGGAAGGUCUGAGAAACCUCCCUUCCCAGAGUAAGAACCUGCUCCCCUCCCUAUGGCUAGAAAACUCCUUUCCCUGGCAGCUGGUCUUUUGAAGAUGUUCUUAGGUGGUCCAAAGCAGUCUUAGUCCACAGGUAGGGCCUCCCUACAGAUCCCCAUUUUACUGAGACAGAGCUUAAGGAUGCUGAUUCCUCUUGCAAGGCUCUGCAGAUCCAGGACUUGCCAAGCACAGCUUUGUGUAGGAUCUAGCGUCACAGCGAAACAGAACUCUGCAGGCAAGCACAAACUAGAAGAGACCUUUACUAACAGGUCCUUGUACUUAUUAACAUCAAAGCUGACAGCCAUUUCAGCUUCAUCAUUUGACACUGAUGCUGCCCAAGUGCCUGCUUGCUUCCUCUCCA